Messenger RNA from Apis cerana (Asiatic honeybee), 2643 nucleotides. RefSeq lists its product as uncharacterized. The record is from RefSeq and is a predicted model, not a curated record. NCBI's taxonomy places the organism in Eukaryota, Metazoa, Arthropoda, Insecta, Hymenoptera, Apidae.
ACCGGCCGUCUGCUCGGCCGACCAAUUACACUCGGGGCCGACACCGAGUAUAUAGAAGAGCCACGGCGGCUCCAGCGACUGAUUUCCGCUCGAAGAACCGCGAACCGAGCAUCCACGUUCAUCGAUUCCUCCGCCCGCCACAGCCAUGAGACUUCCAAUCCUCUUUAUCGCCUUGUUGUUCGUUUCGACGACGAUGGGGCAAGAGAAGAACGGUCAGCGUUCCCCUCGUGCACCGCAGCCGCAACUCAAAUACCAAGAUCCGAACGGUCUAAAGGUCGAUUGGAAAUUUUUCGGCAUCCUGAAUCAGUUUCGACCUCGGCAGAAAUCCAGCGAGCAAACGGAGGCGGAGUCUCAGCAAUUGCAGGACGAACAGUCGCAACUCGUCCAGAUCGAAUCCGAUCGGUUGGAACACAGAUCGUAUUUGCAACAUGAAGCACAGCCAGAGGCUCAACAGAUACGGUACAAAACGUUCGUUCAACCGAUCGACGUCCAAUCGCCUGAUCCAAAUCAGAUUCAGUACGGCAGAUACUCGGAUCCUCACGCGAAGCAAGUGAUAGUGGAAGACUUCAAACAUCCUGACCCAUCAUCCUCCGUUUACGCUUAUUCUCAGCAAUCGGCCCAGCACGAUCAACAAUCGGCCCAGUACGAGACGUCUGAGAAUUACGGCGAGGAACCACGGAAAACCAGGCGAGAGUAUGCGAACAGGGGUAGAAUCGUGUACAAAGGUAGCUACGAACAGCAACAACAGGAAGAGCCUCGGGUGGAGCAGAUCGCUGUGCCCGUGGAAAGGCUUCCAUCGCCGAUCCCUCAGAAAUUGGUCAUCGAUAAGAACAUGCCUAUUCAGAUUCAACAGUUGCUUCAAUAUCAGGCAAGAUUGCCAUACGAAGUGAUCGCCAACAGUAUUACGUACAAACCGAAAUCUUUGUUCGUGCCUAAGCCAAUUCCUGUAGAUGGAAAAGGACCGUAUCAGUAUCGAAGCAAGGUUUAUUACGUGAACAAUGAACAGUACGACGACGAAUUCCACUCGACUAAACCUGUCCAGGAGAAUCAGAGGCAUUAAUGGAAUUUGGAAUUUGAAAUUUUAUCGGAGUUGGAGUUUUUUUUUAUGUUUGUUUGGUUUGGAAUUUUGAUCGGUUCAAUCAAAGAUGAGGUUUGACUUGAGAUGGAAGGAAAUGAGAGGAUUCAUCGUUUUAUUUCGUUUUUAUAUCAGUACUAGAAUUAAAAUGUAUAUCUGAAUAUGAUGGUUUGUAGAUGGUUUAAAGUUAUUUAAAAAAUAAUUAGAUGUAUUAAUCGUGUCGUCUGUCUGGAUAAAAAAAUUUUGAUAUUAAUUUUGCUGAUAAUUAUAAAAACGAAAAUCUGAAAUCAAUUUUUGUCCAUCGUUCAACGGAAAAAUCGAAGAUAUUUCCAAUCUCGACAAUCUCUCUUGUUGAAGAACAAAGGUUUACACUUUUUGAGUAAUAUAUUCUGGUAUAUUAUUAAGUCGCACACAGUUACUUUAUUAAAUUCAGUCACUGAUUUCAGCUUUAAUUUUUAUUCACGAUUCUUCUUACAGCUUUAAUGGAUACAAUGGAUACAAUUGUUUAUCAAUAUUUUCAAUUUGGAUUUCGUCAUAACGACAAAAUUCAAUUAUAGCUUAUAAUUCGUAUAUAAUAUACACUUAAAAUAAAAACCAUAUCACCGUAAAUUUAGUAUAUAAAUAUUAUUAAUUUUUAUACAAAUUUAUAUAUUUUUUGAAAUCACUUAUGCCGCAAUAAAAAUCCCACUAAUUUAUAAUUAUAUCUAUUUCAGUAUAUUCGAUAACAAAAAUAUAAUAUUAUCGUAUUUCUUUAACAAUUAUUUAUCCCGCAAUAAAUAUUUCGAACAGAUGUAACAAUUAAUAUCGAUCUUUUUUAAAUCAAUAUAAACUUCAAAAGAAAAACAAAAAAAAAAGAAAAAGAAAGAAAACAAUUUUUGGAACUCACACAUAUGUAACACAUAAUUUCCAUCCAUCUCUAUAAAUUCCAUCGUCUUAAAAUAAAAUAAAUAAUUCAAAUUUUUUUUUCUCCGCACAACAAAAUCAUUCCUCGUUUCCAUGAACGUUUCCAGACGUGAAUGGCGUGAACGGAACUUCCGGCGUAAAAGUAACUCGAGCGCACGGUUACGAAAUGGUUAUCGAUCUCUCGAGAGCCGCUUCCUAGGGGAAUUUAUCGAAUAUCACGCGCUCGAGCACGAUCUGCUCCGUUUACUCGUCGAUAAAUCUCCCCUUGUUGAAGCACGCGUAGAAAGUCGGAUGGUUUCCACCUUUCUAAUAAAGACGCGUGCUCUGACCGAUGAUGGAAAGCGAUACGAUAAUAUCGAACGUUCGUACGACAAGUCGAAAGUAAAUACGAUCGUUUGUUUUGAAUCGACGAUCGUGUAUCGUAGAGUAUAAUAUUUAUCAUUAGGAUGUCGAGCGAUAUCUGUAUAGGAAAUCGAUUUCAGUUAGUUCAAUCGAGGUAUUCGUGUUUGUUAACAUCGUAGGAAAGCAACGAUCUAUGUAAUUUCGCGUUGCAUAUCGGUUUGAUUAAUUAUAAAAAGAAGAGGAAAUAGUUGUGUAUCGAAUAGAAUAUUUUAAUUUAUAGAAUUUUCUUUCUUUUCUUGAAUAAAAAUUUUCUGGAAUUUUAA